AACAAAUUCUAAUUUAAAUCACUACUCUAAUUUUCUAUAAUGUUGCUGCAGCUAUCUGUGCUUGCGCUUGUCUUACUAUCCCCUGUUUGGGCUGAUAAUUUCUACCAAGACGCGACGGUCACAUUUGGUGACCAGCGCGCUCAGAUACAAGAUGGAGGGCGCCUUCUCGCCUUGUCCCUUGACAAAAUUUCAGGUUCUGGAUUUCAGUCUAAGAAUGAGUAUUUAUUCGGAAGGUUCGAUAUGCAGCUCAAACUCGUACCUGGAAAUUCUGCUGGUACUGUCACCACAUUCUACUUGUCUUCUCAAGGAGCAGGGCACGAUGAAAUUGAUUUUGAGUUUCUAGGAAAUUCAUCAGGACAACCUUACACGGUUCAUACCAAUGUUUACUCUCAAGGAAAAGGCAAUAAAGAACAACAAUUCCGCCUCUGGUUUGAUCCAACUUCGUCGUUCCACACUUACUCUAUUGUUUGGAACUCUCAACGCAUCAUAUUUUUGGUGGAUAAUAUCCCAAUAAGAGUGUUCAACAACCACGAAGCACUUGGUGUUGCAUUCCCGAAGAAUCAAGCAAUGAGAGUUUACGCGAGUUUAUGGAAUGCUGAUGACUGGGCAACACAAGGAGGACGGGUGAAGACGGACUGGUCUAUGGCUCCGUUUACAGCUUCUUACAGGAAUUUCAAUACAAAUGCUUGUGUUUGGUCAGCUGCUACAUCUACUUCAUCUUGUGGAGGUUCUAAGACUGAGUCAGUAAACAAUGAUCAGACAUGGCAAACUCAGCAACUGAAUGCUAAUGGCAGAAAUAGGCUACGAUGGGUUCAGCAGAAGUACAUGAUCUACAAUUACUGUGCAGAUGCUAAUAGGUUCUCUCAAGGCUUUUCUCCUGAAUGCAAGCGUUCAAGGUUCUAAGGAUAUAGUCUAUGAAUGUAAAAUUAUGUUUGUUUCACUUUUCUAUUCUUUAAUUUUGGUCUGGGAUAUCAGGGGAAAGAAGAACAUAGUGUAAUUAUUUGUGUGCAAUAUAUUCUUUAUUCUUUUUGUAAUCAUGAAAUAGAAAUAAUAAUGAAUCGUUUU
Molecule: messenger RNA, 1065 nt
Organism: Solanum verrucosum
Lineage: Eukaryota; Viridiplantae; Streptophyta; Magnoliopsida; Solanales; Solanaceae
Product: xyloglucan endotransglucosylase protein 7-like
Exons: 3
Coding region: 40-903 (287 amino acids)
Biological process (GO): xyloglucan metabolic process; cell wall biogenesis
Cellular component (GO): apoplast; cell wall
Molecular function (GO): xyloglucan:xyloglucosyl transferase activity; hydrolase activity, hydrolyzing O-glycosyl compounds
Source: RefSeq, a predicted model, not a curated record